CGCAGAGCUACGUCCAGGCGGAUCUGGGGCGUCCCGGGCUCCUGCAACCUAAACACCCGGUGUGAAAGGAAGGAGGCAGCGGCGGGGCUGGGCGCUGCGCAUGCGCGGGCAGCUCCCCCACGAAGGGUUGAGAGAGUCGGACCGGCGCGGCCAGGCGGGCGCGGAGCGGGGUCAGGAUGGACGAGGACGUGCUGACUACGCUGAAGAUCCUCAUCAUCGGCGAGAGUGGCGUGGGCAAGUCCAGCCUGCUCUUGAGGUUCACAGAUGAUACUUUUGAUCCAGAACUUGCAGCAACAAUAGGUGUCGACUUUAAGGUGAAAACAAUUUCAGUGGAUGGAAAUAAGGCUAAACUUGCAAUAUGGGAUACUGCUGGUCAAGAAAGGUUCAGAACAUUAACUCCCAGCUAUUAUAGAGGUGCACAGGGUGUUAUAUUAGUUUAUGAUGUCACAAGAAGAGACACCUUUGUUAAGCUGGAUAAUUGGUUAAAUGAAUUGGAAACAUACUGUACAAGAAAUGACAUAGUAAACAUGCUAGUUGGAAAUAAAAUUGAUAAGGAAAAUCGUGAAGUUGACAGAAAUGAAGGCCUGAAAUUUGCACGAAAGCAUUCCAUGUUAUUUAUAGAGGCAAGUGCAAAAACCUGUGAUGGUGUACAGUGUGCUUUUGAGGAGCUUGUUGAAAAGAUCAUUCAGACACCUGGACUGUGGGAAAGUGAGAACCAGAAUAAAGGAGUGAAACUGACACACAGGGAAGAAGGUCAAGGAGGAGGAGCCUGUGGUGGUUAUUGUUCUGUGUUAUAAACUCUGGGAAACUCCAUCUCUUGCAUAUUUGAUCAGAUAGUGUCAUCUUUCUGUAUAUAAACUCUAACUGCUGUUUUAGGGACCUUGCAGUUUGCACAUAUUUGUUUUGUAUCAUGGCAGUGAAUAAUUGCGAGAAAUCCCACUCAUUGACUUUUCCAGGUAAAGCGUUAUGGUAAGCAUGCACAGUUUGCAGUCUGCAGUUUUUUAUGUAACAUAAAAUAGGUGUACCUUUAUAAGUACAUUUGAUUUUAUGAUUUACAUUCAUCAUGUGAUUUUAAAAAAAUCCACCUCUAGUAUAUGUUGGUAAAAGGUCUACUUUUGGUCUCCUUUUCGCUUAAAUACUCCUAUCAAUUAUUGAAUUAAUUGGUAUGUAGAACUCCUAGAACUACUGGGAGAUAGACAGGUAUCAUCAAACCUGGCAAAUUUCCCUUCAGAAAUAACAGUGAGCAUGAUUCCACAGCUUUUCUAGGACAUUUGCUGACGGAUUCUCUUUUAGUACUAAGCAAAAUUCUCUUUAUAGGAUAUAGUCCAGGCCAAUUUAUAAUUAUAAACCUUUGUUCUGAUGAUGCUUCCAGAAUAGCAUUGAUGUGUUGAAGUUUGGUCUUACUUUUAAUUUACUUCAAUGAGUAGCUCAGUUGCCUAACUGGAGUUUUAAUUCUGUGAUAUGUAUAUGGGAUUCAUGACCCUUUGUGCAGCAUUUUUGGUUAUGUGGUAUUUGGCAGAAUGGCAGUAGGGUUUUCCCCAUUUUGGUUUCGGAAGGACAGGAAUAGUGUGUUUAUGUAAUUCAUGUAGUACUUACCACUCUUAAAACCAACACCUUUUCCCAUAAAUGUUGGUGAUGUUUGUCCAGGUACCUCAGUUGUAGUUUGUGUAAUGUUAAUGAAUUCCUGUAUCUUAUGACUUCCAUAAAUGGCUAGUUGGUAUUCAAAAAACCUACUUCUGUGUUUUGCGGGUUGGGGGAAAAAAAACACUAAAUUAUAAUUUGAGAAAGGCUUAUUGCUUCCAGAUUUUGAUGUGUGUGGGAAAAUACUGUUGCAAUGAAAAUCUUGGUAAUUUACUGUAACAAGUAGGCAAUAGUUUAUCAGAACCAACUUGUACAGACUAAUAAAUCUUUUCCACAGUAUUCAGUUUUCUAACCUCUUGCUAUUGUACAUUGUAUAUUUUUUCACUCAUAUAUUAUUUAAUUGAUGUUGCUUUCUGCUAUUUUAAGCCUCCAAAGAAGUAAAUUUGUGCUUUCAGGCAGGUCAUUCUAACAUCCCUUGGUAAGAUUAAUAAGAAAUACUAAUUUCUGGGCAGUUUGUUCUCUGUAUACAAUUGCAGAUGAUAAGCAUUUUUAUGGAUCACCUUUGCAGUACAUGUGUUAAUGGAUUGGAAUGUACAUCUUCACAUAGGAAAACAGUACAUUCUACGUGCCUCACACUUGUUAGACUACAUUACAUAUGACUAAAGGUUUUAUAUGGUAUGUAUGUUUUUAUUAAAUAUGAAACGUAUACUACUUUAAUAUUGGAGAAAGAUAGCUAACACAUGUACUUAAGAUUUGUUGUUACAUUAAAAAUGUAGAUUUGUGUAUUUAUGUAGUUUCUGUAUUAAGACAUUUCUGUUCAUUACCUUUUGCUCCUUGAGCUAUAUAAUAAUUAUCUCUCUGUGCAUUGGGUUGUCUUGAUUUGGUCCGAAUUUGGAUAUAUAUACGUCACUUAACUUUUAAAAACUCAUUUUGUUUGAUAAAUUUAUAUUGUAACCUUUUAUAGUUUUUGAAUAAAUAUAGCCUGCUUUCCCCAGAUGCCUUUGUGCAAGAAAUAUGACAUCUUUCCUACUCCUCUCAUCAGCUGAGGGAGUCCUGAAUAUAAUGUUAUUCAGAUUGUUACUAUUUUGUUGCAAGCUUUUUGUUUCAUAAUGUAGGUUUUCUAAGUGAAGUAGUUGCAAUUACUACUAAAAUUAGCCACUUAAAAAUAACAGUUUUGUUAGUUCUUCAUUCUUGACUAAUUUGAAGUCAUUUUAAAGCGCCUUUUCCAUAUGGUGCAAAUGAGAACAAUGGUAGAAUAUAGUGUUUUGAGUUGUAGGAGUACUGACUUAGACCUAAACAAAUAACUAUUCAGUUUAUAUUAAGAGUCAUAGUUAGCAUUUAUUGAAUGCUUCCUUGGUGUCAGGUGCUGUUCACUGGAUUAUGUCAUUCAACUUCACAAUAACCUUAAGUGAUUUGUUGGUACUGCUACUAUGCCCGUUUUAAAGAUGAGGCUAAUGAAACAUCCCAAAGAUUACAAAGCCUAUCAGUGAUAGAGCUGGAUUCCAGUCAGGGCAUCUUCACUCGAGUCUAUGCUCUUAACCAGUGCUCCCUAUGCUACGGCUAUUUACUAGCUUUUUGUUUUCUUACAUAGCAGGUUUGUCAUUCUUUUGUUAUGUGUAAUAGAAAUAUUUCAGGUUUUUUGGUUAUAGAGUAGAUCCCAUGGAUGUAAACCAACUGUGUAAGUCAUUUAUUUGAUCUAAAAGUUUUGGUAGUGGAGCAGGUGGUCUCUUAGUUCUUUUACCUUCUCACUCACAGUGGAAUGAAAAUCCUUGACUUGGAAAAGGUAUGAAGUCAGGGCACUUAGGGCACCAUAAUUUCCUCUCUUUUUGGCUGUGCCCGUGGCAUGUGGAAGUUGCUGGGUCAUGGAUUGAACCCACAGCAGUAACCUGAGCCACAGCAGUGACAAUGCCAGUCCUUAAUCCACUGUGCCACAAGAGAACUCCAGGGCACCUUAAUUUCCUGUUUGUAAUUGGAUAUGAGAAACAUUAUUAAAUCUGGGAACAGCCUUUUGCUCAAAUUCAAAUCCAGGGGAUAUUUUCAUUUUGAGCACUGAAUUGCCACCUACAAAUUUGCACUUGGUGUUGGCUUUCUGAUUGAAUGCAAUGGAAUUGGACUUGAUUUAGAUUCACUGUAAUUUUCAUACACAAGAAAUACAUGGGAUUACAUGGUUCUGUUCUAAGUGUGGGGGUGGCACAGACCUACUGCAUAUGUACAGUAUCUUUAAAUACAAUUUAUUGUAUAUUUUUUCCAAUUGGUUUUCAAGUAAAUUGGGUUAUCUUCUAAGGCACUGUCAAUCGUAGGUCUUUUCAGCAUCUAUCUAUCUAUCUAUCUAUCUAUCUAUCUAUCUAUCUAUCUAUCUAUCUUGGGGUCCAUUUCACCAGCCGUACUUAGGAAGUUUUUGUUUCCUUCAUUUAUUUUCCCUUGUUAGAUAGGAGUAAAAGCAUUUACUUGGUGUUAGAAGAUACUACACUAGUUCUGACCCCAGCUAUGCUGAAGGUAAUCAACUGUAGACUUCAUCCUGAUUUUUGUUUAGAAAUGUUGAGAGAAGAGAAUAGAAAAAAGUGGACUAAAUGAAAACUUGGAGCUAAGGAAUAUAGAUUUACCCAGGAAUCUCCGUUUUUAUUUCUAUUUAUUUAUUUUUUAAGGGAACAUCUCUCAGGUCAGAGGGGAAAAAAUGUACUCAACUUCUGUUAUAUUAUGGGGGGGGCUUAAAAUUUUACUAUUUGUUGCUAGCUUUUUGUUUCCUAUUUAGGAAUCAGUAGCCUUUCUGAUUGUGGUAUAAAGUUUGCUUCAGUGCCUCUUAGUUAUCAACUGUUUUGUUUUGUCACAGACAUUUCCAGUGGUGGUGUGAGUACCUAUUCACAGGAGCUGACCCCUCACCAUCUCUCACACACAGGAGCAAUGUUUCUUUUUCUUUUUUUUUAUUAACUUGAUAAACCACAAAUUAUGUAAUUUUAUUUGUAUUUCUCUGAUUACUAGCAGGGUUGAGCACUUUUAAUAUUUCAUUGGAUAUUUGUAUUAUUUUCUUUUAUGCCUUAUUCGUGUAUGCUGUGGUUGCCCACCCAGCAUCCACUUCCUUCUCUCACGGUACAGCCUACCUUCUCUUUGGAUAACUGCCCCCCAUCAGCACCCACGCAGCUUGAAUGGGACUGUCGCACCAUCAGCUCUAGAGCUGGCCUGGUUAUCUAACCAGGGCCACUCCCUGCCCCCGCUGCCCCCCCCCCACCACCACCACGGCCCCACGUACUGCCCCCAGGGAUAGGGAACUGACCCAGAUCAGGCCACUUCGUUAAAAGAUGUUGACUGGGGCUUCCUCAGGAACUGCGGAUGAUAGCGUGGUAUGAAGAUUCACAUUCUAAACAUGCUGCAGCCAUUUUUCUAAUUCAAAGGAGUCAGGCCGAGGACACUACCAAGAAAGGGAAAGGGCGUCUGAGUUGGAGUCUUGAUGCAAUCUGGAGCCUCUGGAUCAACCUGGACCUGAAGUUAGUGCUACUGCUGGACUCUUCACCUAUGUGAGCCAAUAAAUUCCUUUUUUGUUUAAA
Phacochoerus africanus (Common warthog) is the source of this 5123-nucleotide messenger RNA. RefSeq names its product RAB18, member RAS oncogene family (gene RAB18). Gene Ontology annotation, molecular function: GTP binding; GTPase activity. Bases 177 to 797 code for a protein of 206 amino acids. The record is from RefSeq and is a predicted model, not a curated record. Lineage: Eukaryota; Metazoa; Chordata; Mammalia; Artiodactyla; Suidae. The transcript is spliced from 7 exons.